Messenger RNA from Aplysia californica (California sea hare), 1609 nucleotides. RefSeq names its product protein CWC15 homolog. Gene Ontology annotation, cellular component: catalytic step 2 spliceosome. The transcript has 7 exons. Lineage: Eukaryota; Metazoa; Mollusca; Gastropoda; Aplysiida; Aplysiidae. Gene Ontology annotation, molecular function: RNA binding. Gene Ontology annotation, biological process: mRNA cis splicing, via spliceosome. The record is from RefSeq and is a predicted model, not a curated record. The coding region runs from base 201 to 854 and encodes 217 amino acids.
UGUUUAUUUUUUAAUCUGAGACUCUAAGACCUUCUUUUAUAAAGUAUCAGGCCAAAGUGUACUGUUUUCUUAAUUUUGUGGAAGAAAUAGAUACCAGCAUAGAUCUACUGGGGGAGAGUUUUAAGGCAAAGUUAGGUAGGUCUUACGUUCACAGCCACACCUGAGACAAGAACACUCUGACAAGGUUCUGAUUGAUCACAAUGACAACAGCGGCACGGCCCACAUGGGACACCGCCAAAGGUGGUCGUGGGAAAGGAGAGGGGGAUCUCAGUGCUUUGUCCAAACAGUACUCCAGCAGAGAUCUCCCAUCACACACAAAGUCCAAAUACAGACAGGAGGGCCAGAACACUCAGGAUGAGCUGAGAGGCCGUGACUUCCGGCGGGAACUGGAGGAAAGAGAAAGGUCAUCGAGGGAGAAGCGAGACCGUGGCCGAGAUUCUGGCAGCAGUAAGAGACCUCGACUAGAACAAAUUCCAGCGGCUAACUUGGAUGCUGAUGAUCCUGUGGAUGAUGAUGAUGAAGAAGAGGAUUCUGAUGAUGAAGAUGAUACUGCAGAAUUGCUAGCAGAAUUGCAGAGGAUAAAAAAAGAAAGGAUAGAAGAGAAAGCCAAGAUGGAGGCGGAACGGAAAGCAGAAGAGGAGCGGAUCAGAACGGAAAACAUCCUGAAAGGAAACCCUCUCAUGGCUCAGGAGAAGCAGUCCGCCACAGAUUUCAAAGUGAAGCGCAGGUGGGAUGACGAUGUAGUCUUCAAAAACUGCGCCAAGGGAGACGAGUCAAGAACAUCCAGGGGAUUUAUUAACGACACACUACGCUCCGAGUUUCAUAAAAAGUUCAUGGAAAAAUAUGUCAAGUGAUACCACUGCCCCUUACCCUUGGGGGUUGUUUUUUUUCUCGUCAAGAAUUGUCGUUUUCAUCAGGAUUUUAACAUGCUCAUUUUGAAGAUAACAGUCAUGCCCCAUGAUGUACAAAUGUAUUCCUUUUCAUGUUCAUAGCUCAUGUUGUAAGAAAUGUAUUGUGUGACUGGUAUUACUUCUACUCAAAUGACUAGAAAUGUAAAUGAUCAUAUUCCAACAGAAGAUCAGAAAGUAGUUGUUUCUUUUAAAAUUUCUUUUAAUUGUAAAAUGCCAAAAAUGUAAUGGUACAAUUGAUAAGUCAGUGUAAAGACUAUUUAGAGGCAACAUUUUAGUCAAUAUACUUUACAGACUCGAAGGCCUCUUGCAUAAUUGGUGUCAUGCUAGACUAUGGUGUAGAUGACCUUGUUUUGAAUCCCCACAGUGGUAAGAGUAAUUUUAGAUUGUUUUAUUAGUUAUUUUUUAAUAGGCUCCCCACCUGCUUAGUUCUGUCCUUUCAGAGAUGGCUGUUAACUUCUUCGGUCUUGCUUCUCUGGUAAGUCUGUUCAAAGGGGCAUCAAACUGUGUCAUACCAUCUGUCUCUUUUCUCACCUUCAUUAGUUGUUGGUCAAAAAUAACAAGUGUUUGUAAAGUAGGACAGCUUCAAUUUCAACAAGAAUUAUUUGCUGUUGCAAGGCCUUAAGUUCAGAUUUUGUAUCUCUUUGGUGAAUGUAAACUGUAUCAGUGCCAGGACACAGAAUAAAGAAAAUGUGCGAACA